UUUGUGUUCAACACGUUUAUCGCAAACACGUGUUUUGGUCGCAAACAGUUGUUUAACUCGUUAACCAUCACCUGAUCCCGCGAAGUGAUGACAAUAUGAACGCAGUGGCCAAUCACCCGAUAGCGCUGUCCGAUUGCGGCCAGUAUUUCAGUUACUGCACACUCGACGGACAGCUCAAGAUAUGGGACACACUCUCCGGACAUCUGAAGCAGGAGUACACGCCGUCGUCGCAUCUGUCGGCCACGUGUGUGACCAUCAGUUGGCCCGCAAGACAUCCCCAACCCGUGCAACAGGAGGACGGCGUCGAUGUGUCGCCGAAGAAGAAACGGAAGCGCCGGACGUCCGAUAACGUGACACAAGAGGUGCAGUCACUGGAACUGCUGGCGUUGGGGACCGUGACGGGGAAUAUACUGUUGUAUAGUGUCGUCAAAAGUGAUUUACACUCACAGCUGACCGCCGAUGGCCACGAAGAUCGCGUCAAUGAUAUGAGUUGGUUGACGGCCGCGGACUCGCUGUUCAGCUGUUCCAGCGAUAAGCAGGUGAUCGAGUGGUGUAUAUCGACGUCGAAGGUUAAGAAGAAGUGGACGCCCGACAAGCACUCGUUGUCCGCCAUCUGUGCCAUCGACUCGACGAAUGUCUUAAUAGCCGGCAAUUCCAUCAAAUGGUUAGAUUGGGAGCAGAAGACAAUAUUGAGGCACUUCUCGGGACACGCAUCGGAAGUGCAUCUCUUAAAGCACGUUAGACUUCCCGACACCGACGAGGUCUACAACUCUUAUUUCCUGUCCUCAGCGGUCGGCGACCGACUCGUCAAUGCCUGGCAAAUGAAAACCGAUUCGCGACAAAGAGUUAGCAAUUCUUUGGCAUCUUUUGCAUUAGACGACGAGUCCAUCAGUUUAGACAUAUCUUCGAUUAAAGCCAAUCACCCCAUUUUAAUAACAGUCGUAACGAGAAGUGGUUUGUUAUAUAUUUUUGAACACGUGCUGAACGGACACCGAAAAGCGCCAAUUGUUCCCAAAGUGACGAUCAGAUUAGCGACGCCGGCCUCGAAUAGGGUGCCGUCGAAGCAGUUGAUGAUACUAUCAGCUCAAGUGUGCAGUGAUAGGGAAGUGUUACUCAUCUACGGCUCACUACUGGCGCCGACGUUCGAGAGGAUAGCAUACGACAAGUGCGACCAAACCGAGACUUUGAUCCGCAAAGACACCUACGAGGGGGUAAAGCCGACGCUUCAGGUGGACAGUGGGUUCACUAAAAUCAAGAGCCCGCUGAAGCCUAAGAACGCGACUGUCGUGGGACCGGCGGGUAUGGCCCCCACCCGACAGACAGUGGCACUCAAUAACAACAACGAGAUCUCAACGCCGGUUGAAGUGAAUAAUCAAUUGCCGGAAGCGAUAGAAAGUACCAAAAAGUCGGCGAAAACGCCGAAAAAGCCGACGGAGGAAAGGCUUAUGACUUUCGAGGAGCGACUGGUCGUGUCGAAUGAGAUUCCGGAUACCAGUGCCGCCGCACAGCCCAGUAGUGAUAGUCUGACGCAUCUCUUAGUGCAAGGACUGCAGAGUAAAGACAAGAAAAUGUUGGAAACGGUUCUCAACACCACCGACGAGAAAGUGAUGAGAAAUACAAUCAAAAAACUGCCGAUUGAUUGCGUUUCCAUGUUUUUAUACGAACUGCAGAGUUGUUUAUUCAAUAAAAGUGAACAAACCGUGGUUUACCUCAAGUGGUUGGAACAGCUGCUGCACCUGAGGCUCACGUUCCUCAUGAGCUUGCCAAACGUUGAGGAAGAGUUCGCACCACUGCUGGAGCUGAUGAACGCGAGGACUCACAUCUUAGACCGAAUUUAUCGACUCAAAGGUCGACUCAAUUUAAUGAUAUCUCAGAUUCGGGCGCAAAACAGUACGGACUAUAUAUCGCGCCAAAAGCCGGCCAUCGAUUACGAGUCGUCGUCCUCUUCGGACGCCUCCGACGACGAGGACCUCAUGGAUGACGACAUGAGAGACUUAGGCGCCGACGACGACUCGUCGGAUGAGGAUAACGACGAUAAUGGCGUCGAUGGCGACGACCACCAGAUGACGGACGACGACACGUAUGAGGAGAACCUCAUGAGCGAAGACAACGACGAGGACUACGAUUCAAAUAAAUACACGGAAACGGAGUGAAUAUAUCUAUGAAUGCGAUGAUAAUUAAGAGUUUAAUUAUAAUUAUAAUUAAUUUUUAUAAAAACACUACAAAAUCAUUAUUAAAAUACACAUAAUAUUUUAAAAUAUAAAUUAAUUUUUGGUGAAAAA
This is a messenger RNA of Oppiella nova, 2282 nucleotides long. NCBI's taxonomy places the organism in Eukaryota, Metazoa, Arthropoda, Arachnida, Sarcoptiformes, Oppiidae. The record is from the annotation of a GenBank genome assembly.